Molecule: messenger RNA, 963 nt
Organism: Morchella importuna
Lineage: Eukaryota; Fungi; Ascomycota; Pezizomycetes; Pezizales; Morchellaceae
Exons: 3
Coding region: 1-963 (320 amino acids)
Source: RefSeq, a predicted model, not a curated record
AUGUCGACUAGUAACAACCCAAAGGACAAGGUGCUUGAUACACGCUUCUUGGAAAUAACUCCAGACAAAGAACAGCUUUCUGUUAAUGAUCAAGGCUCCACGGAUAGAUUGAGUAGUGAUGAUCAACUCGAUGACCAGCUUGACUCCAGUCCACUCGCCCGCAAGAGUACUGGAGUAGGUAGUCGCUUGGCGGUCCUUCCGUUGAGGUUUACUCUCCCGAGUGCUAGUCCUGUUGAACUCAAAGAACAUCCAGCCCAGGAUGCACUGGUACAACCGGAGGUUACUGAUAGAUCCAAUGAAUUUGAAAUUGAUCUUUCCGCUCCCCCAACUUCAAUCAACCAAGAGGUCACACUGGGACUCAAUCAUAUUAUCGAUACCGACAACACCGGUGCCUUCUACGAAGAUACACUAGCCUUUGAUCACCGCCUAUUUGGUGAGAUCAUUUCAACUGCUAGCACUCCUCUCAGUACCUCUUUGGUCGGCAUUGUUACCCAGUCGUUCGACAACUAUCUUUUCAACUUCAUCUCCACCACAGACGCCCAGGAGAUUGAGGUCUCCCUCGCAAUCCCUCAGAACACUGAACGCGUUGAGCUUUUCGAUUGGGCCCAGCGCUACGGUAUCGACACUUCUGAUGACUGCUUCAUUGAUCUUCUCAGUGUCGUUCGUGCCAAGCCUGUUCCGAUUGAGGUUGUGAGAGGUAUCAAACGCUCUGCUUCAAAAGAGUUUGUAAUGCCGGCGGCAAAGACUAUUUGCAAAGAGGUUCGGAAAUGUCUUGCUGUGGCACCGAAAAGGAAGGCUGGGCCAGCAGAUAAGAAGCAUAGACCGAGAGUCGUGCAGAUUUCAGUUUGGCCCAGGAGGACUACGGCGAAGGCUUCUUGGACCCCAGUUCGUAUAGGGAGGCGAAUACCCGUGCUGGAUAGUGUCAUCUCUUGCUUCAGAUGGGAGGAAUCGGUUACUGGAUGA